AUGAAUAAUGAUGAUCUUGUUAAUAUGAAUUCUCUUGAUAUAUGGACAUUUGCUGAUCAAUUUCGAGCUACUGUUAAAAGUGUAACAAAUAUUAGUAAUGAACAUCCUAUUCUAACUGGUAUGGCUCUUGGACUUAAUUCAACUUUAGAAAUAUCUGAAGGGAAUAGAAAAUUACCACCAUGUCCUAUGUUACUUAUAUCAAAUAGUGAUGGUCUUUUACAAGUUUAUUAUUUUAUUCAUAAAAGUUUACCAUCAAUAUGUCGUAUACCUGAAAUAAUUAAACCAAAUCAAACAUUACAAUCGUCAAUGAAUAAUAUUCUUGGAACAACAACAUCAUCAACAUCAUCAUCACAAAUGUUACCUUUUGUUUUAGGUCAACCAACAGCUACAACAUCAUCAUCAUCUAAUGGAUUUUCAUUUACAAAUUUUGGAUUUACAUCACCAUCUAUAACAAAUACUAAUUCUCAAUCAAAAGAAAAAAAUAUGAAUAAUAUUUUAAGUUCUAUUCAAUCACCUGUACAAACUAUAAAUACAUCAACAAUGGAUGAUCUUUCGAAAUCAAUAAAUAUGAAUAAUCUUAAUAAAAUAACAACAACAACAACAAAAAUUACAACAAAUAAUGAUCAAUCAUCUACAAUAAUUUCUAAUAAUAAAAAACUUCCUCAAAUGGUUGAUGAAAUUCAAUCGAAAUUAAAAACUCUACAAAUACCAUUAUCUAAAACAUCUGAAUCAACUGUUAAUCUUGACGAAUCUUUAGAAACUUUAAUAACAACACUUAAUAAUAUGACAACAUCACUUCAAACAUCAAUUCAAUCAAUAAAAACAAUGACAAGUGAACAUAUAGAAUCUAUAACAAGAAUUGAAAAUGCUCGUCAUCAAAUAAAAUUAUGUCAAAAAGAAAAUUUUUAUCAUUUAUUAAAAGAUCGUGAACUUGAUCCAUGGACACAAACACGUCUUGAUUCAAUUAAAAAUAAAUAUGAUCAAGUUAAACAUAAUUUAAAUGUUUUAUUACAAUUAACACAUAAAACAAUACAUAAUAAAUCAUUAUCUAGAGAUGAUAAUGAUAUUGAAAAUGAAGAUUUUCUACCUGAUUUAGAACUAUUAAAUACAUCUCAAACAAUGAAACAAGGAAUUCAAAAACGUCUACGUGAACUUAGUCAUAAAGUAUCUGACAUAGAAAAAGAUUUACAAAUUAUUUAUACAAAAUUUAAUAAAGAUUUAUUGAGUAGCAAACAAUAUGAUUCAAAUUUAACAAAGACGACAAUGUCGUCUCAGAAAUUAUUUCAUCCAUUAGAUUCAGAAAUUUUAUUAUAUUUACAAGCUACUCAUCCUGAUAUUGAUGAAAUUUAUGUACCACAAACACCAUUAAUCCAUUUAUCAUCAGUAAAUGAACAAAAAAAAUCUUCAACUAUUGAACUAACUAAACCACAAACACCUAUACAGACAAAUUCUUCACCAACAAUUGAAUCUGAAAGUUUUAAACAAAUGUUACGUAUUGUUCGAGCAUCAAUCGAUCUAUAUUCUGGUGCAGCAAGUCCGGAACAAUUACGUGAAUUAUCAAAUACAAUUUCAACAAGUCCAUUAUCAUCAUCAAUACAAAAAUCUAAUACAAUAUCAAUUAAUAAGACUCCAACUAUACCUAAAACAACAACAACAACAACAACAACAACUCAUUCAAAAUCACCAACUGUUACAAAAUCCUUAAAUACAACAAUACCAUCAACAAAUAUUGUACAAAUACCAGCUAAAACUGUUACUUCACCUAUACCAAAUAUUUCUAUUAUACCAGCAACACCAACAAUAUCAUCAGAUAUAUCAUCAAAAAUUCAAUCAAAUAAACCACUUAUUCAAACAUCUACUGAUCUAACAAAAACAUCAGGUGAUAGUGUUAUACGAUCAUUACUUAAUAAUAAUACUGUAUCAACUUCACCAACUCCAACAUCAAAUUUAAAUCAACAAUUAAUUAAUUCUACAACAAAUCAAAUUAUUAAAUCAAAUAUUCCUAAUGCAUUAACUUCACAAGUAACAAAUCAAGCUCCAACAACAACAAUAACAACAUCUGUUCAAUCAAUAUCUCCAACAACUAAACCAAUUAUAUCAACUGGUCUAAGUUCAUUCGGUUCAAAACCAAUACUUGGUAGUAAUGCACUUAAUUUAACACCUACUACAUCACCGACUACGCCAUUUGGUAUUACUGCAGCAACAACAGCGAAUACUGGAUCAUUAUUUGGUAAUGUUUCUAUUACAACUACAUCUGCUCCUAGUUCAUUGAUUACAACAACAGCAGCAUCCGCAACUCCUACUCCAUUUGGUACGGGAUUUGGUGCUCCUACAACUACAACAACUGUAACAACAUCAGCUUCUACUCCAUUCAGUACCGGAUUCAGUACUCCUACUACAACAACAACAACAACUGCGACAACAUCACCUUCUACUCCAUUUGGUACCGGAUUCGGUACUCCUACUACAACAACAACUGCGGCAACAUCACCUUCUACUCCAUUUAGUAUCGGAUUCGGUACUCCUACUUCAACAACAACUGCGGCAACAUCAGUUUCUGCUCCAUUUGGUACUGGAUUCGGCACACCUACGACUUCGACUCCAGCAACAUCAGCAUCCAGUACUGGUCUAUUUGCUACUGCAACAACUUCAGCUUCUACUCCAUUUGGUACUAGCUUGGCCUUUCCUACUACUACAACUGCAACAACAUCAGCAUCGGGCACUGGUAUAUUUGGUACUCCAGCAACAUUAACAUCAACUUCUAGUCUAUUUGGCAGCGGCUUCGGCACUUCUACUACAACAACAUCAGCACCUAGUACUAGUCUAUUUGGUAGUACAUCAACAACAUCAACUUCUAGUCCAUUUGGUAGUGGAUUCGGUGCUGCUUUAACAAGUACGGCUCCUAGUACUAGUACAUUUGGUAGUACAACAACAACAUCUCCAUUUGGUAGUGGAUUUGGUGCUAGUUCGACAGCAUCUCCAGGUGCAACAUUUGGUGGUUUCGGUUCUACUUCAACAGCAUCAACAUCGGGUACGAGUGCAUUUGGUAGUAGUGGUUUUCCAUUUACUUCAACUGCUAAAUCAACAGCUGGUACUUCAUUAUUUGGUAGUAGUAGUAGUACACCUGCAUUUGGUAGUAGUUUUUCUGGUUUUGGCACACAAGCAAAUUUGUCUGGAUCAUCGACUGGUUUUUCAUUUGGUGGAUUUGGUGGUGCUCAACCUGCAGAAACAACAACACCGACAACAACACAAUCAGGUUUUGGUUCUUUUGGAUCACCAACUGCUACAUCAUCACCAUUUGGUGGUUCAAUAUUUGGAGGAACAUCUGGGCAAACAACUGGUUUUGGUGCAGCAGCAUCAUCAUUUGGCGCUUCAUCAACACAAUCAGCAAAUUCACCUUCAUUUACAACUUAUCGUAAAUAA
Molecule: messenger RNA, 3423 nt
Organism: Rotaria sordida
Lineage: Eukaryota; Metazoa; Rotifera; Eurotatoria; Philodinida; Philodinidae
Source: the annotation of a GenBank genome assembly